Messenger RNA from Salpingoeca rosetta, 2450 nucleotides. RefSeq lists its product as uncharacterized. Gene Ontology annotation, biological process: regulation of GTPase activity; intracellular signal transduction. The record is from RefSeq and is a predicted model, not a curated record. NCBI's taxonomy places the organism in Eukaryota, Choanoflagellata, Craspedida, Salpingoecidae. The transcript is spliced from 26 exons. The coding region runs from base 165 to 2450 and encodes 761 amino acids.
UUUCCUCUUUCUUGUUGAGAGCGCCAAAUUCGCAAGACAAAAUUGACUUGGGACAAAGGCAAUUUUGCCCUCACCAGCUUUGUUUUGUUGUUUUUGUGCGCCACAAAGCAAGCCAGCAAAGCACUGCGCGUCGAGCAGCCUGCGUUUGACCUCUCUGGUGUGAAAUGGCGGAUCCCAAGCAUUUGCUGGACGCCCACGUCGUCCAACCCAUGAUGCGCAAGAAGGGCCCUCGCUAUGAUCGCAGGCUCUCUAUCACGCUGGUGCAAUGGAAUGCCAAAGGCUUGGAGCGGAGGUGCCAGGCAAAGGGAACAUCAUGGUGUGCCAGCGCACGCGUUGACGGCCACGAAGUUGCACGAACACAACCGCUGGAGGAGCUCAAGCCGUACUGGGAUCAAUCGUUCCAAGUGGUCAUCCCCGAAGAUUUGUCGCUCGUAUCGGUGUAUCUGCACGAAAUCACCAAAGCAGCAGACGUCCCCAUCGCCAAGGUGGACAUUCCCAAGCAGAAGCUGCAGGAGAAGACGAUGAUUGAUGACUGGUUUCCGCUGCGGGCGACGUCUGAGGAGACGGACAUCACGGGGCGCAUCAACGUCGAUGUGGAGAUUGAACAGCACCCAGCCGGGCAGUGGAACGCAAAAGUUGUCGUUGUUGAGGGCGCUGGGUUUUCGCACACAGGUCUCUUUGUCCGUGUCACGCUGGAACAAAACGCCGUCAGUGGAGAAUCCUUCCACCUCCCCGAAACCGCACACAUCAACGCAGAGACUGUCAGGCGCUCCAAGGUGUUUCGGCGGGAAAUGGACCCCAUGUGGUGCGAAUCGUUUGACUUCAGAUCGCCCACAGCACUCGUCACAACAAAACUUGUGGAUGGGAAGUUGCAAUGGGCGCGUGGCAUUUCGCCCGUUGUGCGUCUCUCCGCGUGGCGCGAAGACGCGGACGGCAAGACGGUGUUCUGCGGCGCAACCGUCAUCCCAAUCACGGAGAAACACCUGGUAAAGUUUGAGUUCUCUGAGCUGGCGCUGCUGGAGCCUCAACAAUACAAACCACUGGAAGACAUGCUGAUGCAAUGUUUGGAGUGCGAUGAUAUUAUGCAAUCGCCAGUUGGGCUCCUGUCAAACGCAAUUCGAAACAAGGAGCUGCUAGCGCGCCACCUCCUCCACUUCUAUCUCAACAAACAGCACGCGUUUACGUUCAUUGCCAAGUUGGUGGACAGCGAGGUGGCGGCGUGCAAGGAGUCGCCAACCCUCUUCCGUGGCAACACGCUCACGACAAAGGUCAUCGACACAUACAUGAAGCUCUUUGGAAAGGAGUUGCUGAUUGUGUCGCUGGGACCGGUUGUCCUGGCAAAAGUAAUUCGUCAGCACCUCGAACUGGAAAUCAACCCCGCCGUCCUCUCAAAUCCGGUGAAACUCAAGGAAAACGCGACGCAGCUGGAGGAACUCGUGGACGAGGUUGUGCGGCUGCUGCUGGAUAACGUGGCAUACUGCCCGCCCAACUUGCAGCACGUCUUCCACUACAUCGCACAGGCGGCAACAGAACGCUUCACAGGUGUACGUCGCACCCUGGUCCUCAUCUCGAAGGCCAUCCAGACUCUCGGCAACCUCGGCGGUGACAGGAUGGUCAAAGAGGAUUUUAUGCGCGAUCUCCUUUCCAAUGUCGACGCCGCGCACAGAAACAGAAUCAGAAUCUUCCUCGACAAAAUCUCCUGCAAGCCUUCAACGUCGCCCAAUGCGGUGCCGCCGGCGUAUGCUGCCGUCGACAUUCCUGACGACGACCGGGUCAUCAAGGAGGGAUUCCUCAUCAAGCGUGGGCAGGGGCGCAAGGUUGCGUCGGUGAUGGGAAUGUCUGUCAACGGUCUCAAGAACAUGAAGCGACGCUACUUCCGCCUCUCCCCAGUGUAUCUCUCGUACCACAAGUCCCAAGAUGAGCCUGCGAUUGACCGCAUUGCAAAGAGCGACAUCAUUGGUGUCGAACGCGUCGAUGCAGACGUCCUCGGAUACCCGCACGCAUUUCAAAUCAUGCGACAUGAUGCAAUCCUUUACCUUGUCGCCGAAAGCGCUUUUGAGCUUCAAGAAUGGCUGACGACGUUGAAGGAGUUUUGCUCUUCGAACCGCAACUUGGCGAGCGCGUACCACCCCGGCGUCCUCACGAGCAAGAACAUCUGGUCGUGCUGCAGAGCAUCCGCUGACACAGGCGGCUGCCACCCAUGCGUCAAGGUGCAAUCGUCCAAGUACCCGCGUGUGAAGAAGGGCCUGUGGGAAGACCCGCUCACCUGUCAGGAGCAAAUCUAUCAGUUUAUGAAUACGAGCUUGGAGAAAGCAAAGGAAGAACCUGACGUGUUGCCCGAAGCACAGCGGGAGGCAGCAGCCGUGUGUACCGCGCUCGCAACAGCACACCAACAGAAACAACGUCCAAAGUCUCGGCCGGGCAGCAAGUACAACCCGAUUGGCUUUUGA